AUGGCCGCAAACGCAAAGUUCCAGCCUGUGCCCCAGCGCGACUCGCUCGACGAUGAGCAGCCCUUCUCCCAGGCCCCGCCCGCCUACGACGCCGAGGCUUCGACCAACGCUGCCCUUAUGAGUGGCGUUGCGCGCGGCGAAGACGACAACCUGCCCGAUGACUUCAAGUUCGGUGGCGUCGUCGCCGAGGCCACUCUCGACAUUCGCAUGGCCUUCGUGCGCAAAGUCUACGCUAUUCUUACCGUCCAGCUCCUCGCCACUGCCAUCAUCUCCUCCAUCUCCUUCUUCAGUUCUGGCUUCCGCACCUGGAUCCAGACCAACUCGUGGAUGAUGUGGGUGUCGCUCUUCGGCGCUAUCGGCUUUAUGUUGGCCACCUACUGGAAGCGCAAGAGUUAUCCCACCAACUUGCUCUUCCUUGGUGGCUUUACUGCCCUCGAGGCCUAUUCCAUCGCCGUCGUCACCAGUUUCUAUGAGUCGAGCAUCGUCCUGGAAGCCACCAUUUUCACUCUGGCCAUUUUUGUCGCACUUACCGUGUUCGCGUGUCAAAGCAAGUACGACUUCACCAGCUGGAUGCCGUACCUGUUUGGUGGCUUGUGGGUGCUCAUCAUCUUUGGCUUCAUGGCGGCUUUCUUCCCCUACGACAGCAAAGUCGAUCUUGGUUAUGGCAUUGUUGCCGCACUGAUCUUCAGCGGUUACAUUCUGGUAGACACGCAGCUUAUCAUGCGCCACUACCACGUCGAGGAGGAAAUUGCCGCUGCCAUUUCGCUCUACCUGGACAUCAUUAACCUGUUCCUCGCCAUCCUGAGGAUUCUCAACAGCCAGCAGAACAACUAA
Molecule: messenger RNA, 834 nt
Organism: Aplosporella prunicola CBS 121167
Lineage: Eukaryota; Fungi; Ascomycota; Dothideomycetes; Botryosphaeriales; Aplosporellaceae
Exons: 2
Coding region: 1-834 (277 amino acids)
Cellular component (GO): membrane
Source: RefSeq, a predicted model, not a curated record